Messenger RNA from Effrenium voratum, 327 nucleotides. Lineage: Eukaryota; Dinophyceae; Suessiales; Symbiodiniaceae. The record is from the annotation of a GenBank genome assembly.
AUGAGCGCCCACAGGGCUUCUGUUGUCCCUGAAGUCAAAGAUGGCAUUGUGAAGGUUCUGGGCAGCAAAUUCCUGGUUGGCUUGGGCAAUCUUGCCUUCCCAAUUUUUGUGGUGCACGGGCCCCUUGGCCAGAUCUUCUACAAGAAGGUCAUUGCCACGAAGCUCUUUGGAGGAACUAUGAUGUCACUUUUUGGACCACAGUUUUUCUACGCUUACUUGGCUAUCGUCCUGGUCGCAGCGUGGGUGCUUCAAAAGGCCUUCCUCACCAACAAGCAGGUGAGCAAUCUGUCCGGCAAGAUGGUGGACAAGCUCUCCAAGCUUUUCUGA